This is a messenger RNA of Neogale vison (American mink), 1966 nucleotides long. RefSeq names its product caspase-12-like. Bases 159 to 1775 code for a protein of 538 amino acids. Gene Ontology annotation, molecular function: cysteine-type endopeptidase activity. The transcript has 13 exons. Gene Ontology annotation, biological process: regulation of apoptotic process; proteolysis. NCBI's taxonomy places the organism in Eukaryota, Metazoa, Chordata, Mammalia, Carnivora, Mustelidae. The record is from RefSeq and is a predicted model, not a curated record.
CGUAUCGGAAAAGUCAAAUUCUAUCUCCACACAGACCAGAGAACUUGAAAGGCUGUAGUUUCCCAUUUAGGCAAUACCAGCAUGCCAGAACACUGAGAGCAAAGGGAGAAGGCUGCUUUCAUUUUCACUACUUUCCUGCCCAGAGAGACAGAACAGCAAUGGCUGAGAAGAGAUCGCCACAAGACCCAGUUAAAGAAAUAAAGAUGGUUGCCAGCACCAUGCUUGGUGGCUUCUUGGAAGACUUGAAGGAAAAGAAGGUAUUAGAUAAACGUGACUUACAAACAAUAGGGAAAAAAGUGAACUUCAUUGUGAAUAAGACUGAAAACCUGGUUGAUGAUCUCUCUGAGAAAACUCAAGUGGUAGGUCAAGUAUUUAUGGACCGUCUCGUCAAUUCCAAAAGCCUGCUGAGUUUGAAAUCUCAUGCUGAAAAUGAGGAUGAGGAAUCUGAGAGCAGUGAGUCAUCUUCUUUGACAGAAUCUGAAGAUGAAAGUGAAAGCGAAAGUGAAAGUGGAGAAGAAGAAAAUGCCUGGCCGUCCCAGGCAUUGGCUCUCCCUUUGGCAGGUGCCACCAAACCCAGUGGCUCAUGUAAACCCUCAUGCGUCACUCAGGAGAAGAGACCACCAAGAGACCCAGUUAACGAGAUAAAGGUGAUUGCCAGCACCGUGCUUGGUGGCGUCUUGGAGGACUUGAAGGAAAAGAAGGUGAUAGAUAAGCAAGAGUUACAAACAAUAGGAAACACAGUAAAUGUCAUCGUGAAUAAGACUGAAAACCUGGUUAGUGAUUUUACUGAGAAAACUCAAAUGGUAGGCAAAGUACUUAAGGACCAUUUCUUCAAUUCCAGGAGACUGCUGAGUAUAAAAUCUCAUGCUGAAAAUGAGGAUGAGGAAUCUGAGAGCAGUGAGUCAUCUUCUUUGACAGUUAUUCAGGAAAUCCAAGCUUCCUCAAUGGACAUGGUGAAGAUUUGUCCCUGCAAGCAUUCUCAAGAACCGAAGACUGUGAGAGUCCAGGAGGUAUAUCCAGUGAUGGAGAAGGAGGGCCGAACCCGCCUGGCCCUCAUCAUUUGUAACAAAGUAUUUGACCAUCUUUCUGAGAGAGAAGGCUCUGAAAAUGACAUUUUGGGGAUGCAAGGCCUCCUUGAAAACCUUGGAUAUUCAGUGGUCAUAAAGGAAAAUCUCACAGCUCUGGAAAUUAUAACGGAGCUGAAGAACUUCGCCACCCGCCCGGAGCACCAGUUCUCGGACAGCACGUUCCUGGUGUUCAUGUCCCACGGCACCCUGGACGGGAUCUGUGGCAGGAAGCACAGAGAUGAAGAGCCGGACAUUCUUCCCGAUGAUACCAUCUUCCAGAUUUUCAACAACCGUAGCUGCCACGGUCUCAAGGACAAGCCCAAGGUCAUCAUCACGCAGGCCUGCCGAGGCAGAGGUGACGGGGCCGUCUGGGUGACUGACAUGGGAGAAGCACUUGCGUGGACAUGUUACCAGCCCUUGGAGCGCUACAUCUCCAGUGAUGCCAUAAAAAAGACCCACAUAGAGAAGGACUUCAUCGCUUUCAAAUCUUCAACUCCACAUAACGUUUCCUGGAGAUUGAACACAAAGGGGUCUGUCUUCAUUUCCCAACUUAUCCACUACUUGGGAGAGUACUCUUGUUGUCACCAUUUGGAGGAGAUUUUCCGAAAGGUUCAAAAUGCAUUCGAGAAACCCAACGCAAUGAUCCAGAUGCCCACGAUUGAGAGGUUAUCCAUGACGCGAUAUUUCUACCUCUUUCCUGGGAAUUAAAAUCCAUCUGAAGUGUCUCAGGAAAAUCGAGCCAUUCUGUUUUCUGUGAAUCUACUACUUUAAAAGGUUAAUGUUUGAAUGUGAAUAUUUUUCUACCAAAAUUCCCACUUGCCCACCCUGAAACAAUGCCAUGUGAAAACCAUGGUCAUAGUGUUGCUGAAUUAGUGCUUAAUAAAAUUUUUUGAAAAUAA